This is a messenger RNA of Annulohypoxylon truncatum, 1800 nucleotides long. RefSeq lists its product as uncharacterized. The transcript is spliced from 3 exons. The record is from RefSeq and is a predicted model, not a curated record. The coding region runs from base 236 to 1633 and encodes 465 amino acids. Lineage: Eukaryota; Fungi; Ascomycota; Sordariomycetes; Xylariales; Hypoxylaceae.
GGUAGAUAUCUUGAUGUCUCUUUUCUUUAAUAAUCAUUGUGACAGCACUUACCUUCACGGCUUCUGUCUUGCUCUACAAAACCGCAACAUAGGUAAUCUUCGUGGAGAUAUUCAAGACAUCUAAACAAAUCUAUUUGGACUAAAACAUAUUACUGAAUGUUUCUAGUUUUAUGACCUGCAUCGAGGUGCUCGGGAUGGAGUUGUGAGGACGUGAAUCAUUUACGAUCACAACAACAUGUCCGUCAACGCGUCGCACGUAAUAUUCAGCGUAGACUGGCAGGCGCCGCCACUUUCGGCACUCAACUUCGACCCUAACGAUGAAGCGGUCUGCGGACCAGCUGGUGCGUGGAAGGCCGCAACCGUGAGCGUCUUUCAAGGGGAUCAGAGUAUCAUCACGACGAAUUAUGUCACGGACUAUCUGAGGGCGAUUCUGCCCUCUAACGAGACGCAGCCGAGCGACUGGGUUCUGUUACAUUGGUAUAAUGAUUACAUUGUACAGGAGGUCACGAUGGACGACACGAAUUCUUCUGUCCCCAUCCCCGGUUCGCUUCUGGAGAAAUUUAGUGCCUUUCCUCUUCUGAAUUGCACAACCGACAUCUGCAAGAAUCUCGAUUGGACCGGUGAUCCGGACGUCUCAGGCCGAGGAAUGCUGAUUACCUACUAUAUUGCGGCCGCCCUCGUUACCUUAUAUUUCUUCGCGCUUACGUUAUCCGGUGAGGGCUUCUUCAAACUUCACCUUCCGGCGGGAUCAAAGAGGGCUUGGCUGUUGGCAGGAUUCGAGGAAUCCGCCAGCACAUUUUUGGAUGCGACGUUGAUAUUUGCCGUUUCAAUGCUUGCCGCUGCUUGUUUCCGAUUAUCCGAAGCUUUCUUCCAGGAAUAUGACGAUAGUAGCAGCCACUGGAUGAUUUAUGCUUCUAUCGGAUCUAUCUACAUGUCGACAUUCUCGUCCUUACUUCCCCUAUUACUACAGCUAUCGGCGCACGGCGUACGGCACCACUGGCUUCGAGUUGUCUUAUGGACACUUAUUAUAUUGCUCGGUAUCGCCAACGAGGUCCUAUACGAUUAUUUCUUCGGAAAAGCGGAGUUUUACGUGUUUUCUCAGCUGAGGGACCUGCUCGAGAAUGUCUGGCUGGACCUAUGCAGCCCUAUUAAACUAUUGGACAACGGCCUCGAUCCAACCCUUCGCAUCGCCCAAAUCUUAUUAGUUGUUAAUGCAAUUUGCUACGUUAUUUGGAUGCGCCUUAGGGGGAGGCCUGACAAUCUCGCGGGGUGGCCAAGGCUUAAGUUAUUUUGGCAGAGAGUCAGCCCAUACAUAAAACUCCUCAAUAUGUUGCUCUGUUGUUCGGUGAUGUGGGCAAUGCUGGCAUUUUUCCAUGUCUACCGAGACAAGGUUAAUGAGGCAGCCGGAAGUGAUAAUCAGAAUUCCGACUGGACGUUCGGUCAAGUCCUCUCUGUUGCUACAUGGGUUCCUGUUGGUGUGGAGUUCGCUACCGUCCUCAAGUAUGGACCUGAGGAAGGACUCGGCAAGAAAAUUUCAAGAAAGUACACCAUCGUUGCGAGCAAUUCUUUUGACUACGACGAGAAACGAGAGAUGCAGUACUCGAGAGUAGAGACCGGACUAUCGAACCUUUGAGCCGAUCUGAGUAAUAGAAAUCGUUGAAAGAGAAAAACUGCAAACGGCAUACUCUAGUAGAUCGAGCCAUCUAGUACACCAUAGUUAUACCCCAAGUAGAUACCAAGAUAGCAAAUUCAAUUUGAUACCCGUUAAUACUUUGAGAUGUACAUGAAGUCUCAUUAACU